Molecule: messenger RNA, 432 nt
Organism: Angiostrongylus costaricensis
Lineage: Eukaryota; Metazoa; Nematoda; Chromadorea; Rhabditida; Metastrongylidae
Source: the annotation of a GenBank genome assembly
AUGCUUUCACUAUCUAUUUAUGUAGUGGUUCGCAAGGUACUAUUAUGUUAUAAUGAUUUGAAAGCUUAUUAUUCAGAGAAAGGAACCCGUUUAAUGGCAAAUAUGGCUGGCGAUGAGGUGUUGCUAAACUGCACGAUUUCACUUGGCAGCGAACAAGCCGAAGAUGACGUCAUCUGGACUAGGGAUGGAAAGGCGAUAAAUCUUAACAAUACCGAUAAGUACAUCUGGAAAGUGAAGCGGUCUGCCGGCGUCGUUGUGCACACCGUGCGAAUCCAACGGGCUACCAUGGAGGAUGACGGCGACUACGCUUGCGAGAGCCGAUAUCAGCGAGCCAGUCAGAUCGUACAUGUGAACAGUGCGUUCGUUGGCUUUUUUUUCUCUUUGAACAACCCAAGAUUGGAAUUUUUCUGCUUACCUCCUGAAUCUAUCUAG